AUGUACAAUACCAACACCGAUAUCUGGCUGUCCGGCGCCUUCGCCGUCCUAAUCGUCGACUUCCUCGUCUACCCCAUCGACACGCUCAAAACGCGCAUCCAAUCCCCAACCUACAACCAAAUAUACAAAGACGCUACGACGAGGUCAAUCAACCGUAAACUCCUCUUCAGGGGUCUCUACCAAGGUGUAGGGAGCGUCAUUCUCGCUACUUUACCUGCUUCAGGAGCAUUCUUCACCACCUACGAAAGCCUAAAACACACCCUCACCACUACACAACAAUCUCCCCUUCCAACACCAAUAAUCCAUUCUCUCUCCUCCUGCGUCGCUGAAUCCGUCUCAUGCUUUAUUUUGACUCCGGCGGAGGUAAUUAAGCAGAAUGCGCAGGUAUAUACUAAUACCAAUACCAAUGACCCAAAGAAAACUCCAUCAAAAACAAAUAUAACCCUCCUCACGCUACGCAAGUUCCGCCACAGGCCAUUAUCCCUCUGGAGUGGAUAUACCGCGCUCCUGGGCCGGAAUCUGCCCUUUACGGGGUUGAAUUUUCCUCUCUUUGAGUAUCUUAGGGGGUUGGGGGCGGGGUAUUUGCUUCGGUGUCGGAAGGGGGAUGGAGGAGAUGGGAAAGUGGGAGGGGAUGUGUUGGGACAGUUUGGGAAUGUGCAGAGGGCUUUUAUUACGGGGGUUUCUGCUGCCAUUGCUGGGACGGUUUCGUCUGUUGUGACGACGCCGGUGGAUGUGGUCAAGACGAGGAUGAUGUUGGGGGCUGGGAGUACUGCUAGCAGUAAUAUUGAUGGUAGUGGGGAAGAGAGGGGAGAAAGGAGGAGGUGGGGGGCGUGGGAAGUGGGAAAGAAGGUGUAUAGAGAGGAAGGGGUCAGGGGAUUGUUCAAGGGAGGGGCGAUACGGUCUGUGUGGACCGCGGUUUCGUUUGGGGUGUAUCUUUGUGUGUAUGAAGGUGGGAGAGGGUUUUUGGAGAAUAGACGGAGGGAGAGGGAAAUGGCAUCGUCAUCUUAA
Aspergillus costaricaensis CBS 115574 is the source of this 1008-nucleotide messenger RNA. Its product is annotated as putative mitochondrial carrier protein. Gene Ontology annotation, molecular function: S-adenosyl-L-methionine transmembrane transporter activity. Gene Ontology annotation, cellular component: mitochondrial inner membrane. The transcript has 3 exons. NCBI's taxonomy places the organism in Eukaryota, Fungi, Ascomycota, Eurotiomycetes, Eurotiales, Aspergillaceae. The coding region runs from base 1 to 1008 and encodes 335 amino acids. The record is from RefSeq and is a predicted model, not a curated record.